Messenger RNA from Mucor mucedo, 507 nucleotides. RefSeq lists its product as uncharacterized. The coding region runs from base 1 to 507 and encodes 168 amino acids. NCBI's taxonomy places the organism in Eukaryota, Fungi, Mucoromycota, Mucoromycetes, Mucorales, Mucoraceae. The transcript has a single exon. The record is from RefSeq and is a predicted model, not a curated record.
AUGUCCGAUAACAUCAGCUCUAUCAGCCCAAACGUUUUUUAUUUACCCCCAAGAGUAGACAAGAGAACUCCUGAAGAACGUGAAAGAGAUAAGGUCGCUGUGGCAAAAAGUGCAGCAAAAGUCGAGGAAUUAAAGUCUCGUUUGACGAUAAAAAUGCAUCAAGACGACUUUGAGCCUGGGCAGCUUAAAUGCCCUGAUUGUCCCGUUACUUUCAGCAACAAAGCUAAUCUUUACAAACAUUUGGCUAAACAACAUAGGACGCAGGUAGAAACCAUCAAGGGGCGUUGCUACAAAGGUGGACGUCGUAAUGCCAACCUCAGAUAUUUCGAAAAAAAGAAAAUCGAAAAAACGUUGGCGAAUCAAGAUUCAGAUUCUAUGACAGCAACUCAGCUUCGUAAUCAGAGAUACUACCGCCAAAAGAUGUUGAAUGAAGCAGUAACAAUUACGCGUGCUCAUAUAUUAAGGGGUUUCAGUUUUAACCCGCAGACUGGUCGACUUUUUUUUUAA